Molecule: messenger RNA, 2700 nt
Organism: Klebsormidium nitens
Lineage: Eukaryota; Viridiplantae; Streptophyta; Klebsormidiophyceae; Klebsormidiales; Klebsormidiaceae
Source: the annotation of a GenBank genome assembly
AUGCAUAGCCGAGCGGCUAAGGCGGUCGGCUUCCGUACCGUUACACUCCAAGCUUGCGAGGCGCACGGUUCAGCGCGGCCCCCGAAGCAAGAGUUCAAGUAUAGCGUGCACGAGGUGCUGGAGGGGUUCUACUUGAGGGGGCUGGAAGCCAGGAGGGCAUUUGGGAAGGCUUUUGGGUGCUUCUUGGAGAAUCCCCCGGACGACCUGAAGCCGAGUGUUGAGCUCUUGCGGAAGGACGGCGGAUCCGACUACGUGUGGGACGGGUCCGUCUACGGGCGUCACCGGUGCUUCCGAAUGCUCAGGUCCUCCAAGUUUGGGGACCGUCUUCGCUCCCUCAUCCCCUCCGAGGGCAGCUCUGAGGCGAUCGCUGACCACCUUGUUUGUCUUUACACGGAAGCGGAGCUGGCUGGUUCCACCGAGAUCAGCGCCGACCUUCUCAGAGAGUGGGCGUCCGCGCGGCGCGACCCUCUUGCCCCGGCCCGCGUGGGGGCCUUCCGGCAGAGCGCGCUCGCCCUCGACGAGGCGAGCACCUCGGAGGGGCCCGGCGAGGACCUGAGCGCGCAAGAGCGCGCCAUCCUCCUCGCCCGCUACCAGGAGGACCACGCAGGGGCCGAGACCGGGUGGUGCAGGAGCGGCCGGGGCUUUUCUUCGUCCACUUUCGCGCGCCCCAGCCCACGUGUUGCAUUGCGGGCAGGCGCCACACGUCCCCAGGCAACCAGAACCCGGGCGAGUGCCGGGUGCUACCCCUGGAUGUCCGCACCGCGCUGGGCUGGACAGACUCGGGACUACGAGGAGAAUCUGAAGAUGCGCCCUUACCCCGUCUUCGAGCUCGCCCGUCUUCGCAAACGCACCAUCCUGGUGUCCGCCAAAAAGGGGGUCGGGAAGUCGAAGGGUUUCAUGGAGUGGCUGGUGGCCAUAGUAGUCAGGAGAAACCCCGGCCUCUCCUUCGUCCUGAUCGGGGCCAACAUCUCGCUGUCCCGCAAGUACCAUCAAGAUCUGGUGGACGCGGGCGUUCAAGGCGUGGUGCUGUACCUGGAGGCGCCCCCAGGGCCAAUCACUGCCUCUCGUGCCGUGGUCUGCAUCAACUCCAUUCACCGCGUGCGCGCCAAAAUGGACGUCGUGGCGUUGGACGAGAUGGACAUGGUGCUCACCAACCUCAACUCUGAGGUCAUGAGCCAACGGGGCCGGGUGCUGUCCUGCUUGGAGGCGGCUGUGGCGGGGGCGAAAGUCGUCAUCGGCAUGGACGCCAACAUCGACUGCGCGCGAGUGAUGGAGUACCUCUUCAUGGCGCGGCCGGAUGGGGUCCUCCACACCAUCCGGAACAGGGGCCUGUACCCGGCCAAGCGGCAAGCGACCAUCCGGAUCUUUCCGCCAGGGAGCGGGCUGCUCGACUGCAUCGGCGCCGCAGUACGGGAUGUGCUGGACAGGGUCGCUCGAGGCACGAAAGUCGUCUGCCCGUCGACCUCCAAGCGCUUCGUGAAACACCUCGAACACGAUUUCAACGUCGAGAACCCACCCUCCGAGUCCGAUCGACGCGGCGUUUUCCUGCACGCCGACAAGAGGUCGAAAGCCGACGAGGAGUUCUUCCAGAAGGCGAUGGCCGACCCUGACACCUACUUGGAAGCGGAGUGUGUGGCUUUUUCUCCAAAGCUCGGCCCAGGUGUUUCGAAAGAGAAGCCGUACGCUGAGGAGACGGUCGCCUUCGCCCUCAACAACCUCAACGGCCCCGCCUUUGAGACGCUGCUCCAGCAGCAUGCUCGCUUCCGGACGGUCACUAACUCCACCAUCUACUACAAGCAGGCGGUGAGCACUGCAGUGGACCUGCCGCGCUCUACAGAGGCGGUCUUUCAAGCCAUCGAGCGGGACGACAAGCAGAUCGUCAAGAUGCUCGGCGACGCGGCCGGCUUCCAGUUCCUGAGGGGUUCGCAGGGCAUCUGCGACCGCUCCUCGGCGAGCUGCGUCUUGUACGCAAACAACAUUCUGGCCAAGGUGGAAAGCUAUCUGGAGUACGUGCCGAAGCUGAAGGCCGACCUCGAAAAGCAGGGCUACGAGGACGGCGUCGGGAGCCCGCCCCCGGAGGUGCCCCUCGGCUUCGACGCGGAGCCGGAGCUCCUGACCGCCGAAGAGUGGCGAGCAAAGUACAUCAUCAGCUCGGAGCAGUACGAGAUCCUGUGCGAAAGGCCUGAGAACCUGAGCCCAAAGGAGCAGCUCCAGGAGUUUCUGUUCGAGAUGGUCACGAAGGAGUACAAGGUCGACCCCAGCCGGGUUGAUCACGACUUCUACACCCGCUUUUGCGCUGACGAGGACGAGGCGAAGGCGACAAGAGAGGCCCACGCAAACUAUCUCAGGUUUCGUGAGCACCGCUUCGAUGCCCUCGUCGCGGACCUGGACAGAGCACGUGGGCAUGCCAACGAGGAGGGCGUGGUUCAGGAGUCCGUUCAGGAAAUGCGCGACCCUGCCAGCCGUGUGCCGUUUGCGGUGCGCGUGCUUGCCUUUCUCGUUGAAUGCAGGGAGGAGCAGCUGAAUCAUGAGGCGGAGCGGUGGGAGGUCUCGGAUGAGCGCGUUCAGGCUGCCUAUGCGGAGCACAUCGGGCCCAGCAAGACCCGGUUGAAGACCAUCUUCAACCUGUAUUGCUUUGUGCAGCAGACCUCCAGACCCUCGCAGGCUGCCAAUGGAAAGGUGAGGGAGAAGAAAGCUCGG